UUGGUUCGCCAUGACUCCGUUAUCGCCAGUAUGGGCCACUCGCUGCGACUGGUGACAUAGAACCGAAUGAAUUGAAAAGAUUCCUUAUUGCGCGUACAUAACAGCGCCAGAAUGGACGUCUGCUUUGAGCGCAUUCGACCUUCCCAUAAUUUCCCUAGUGUCCCUAGUGUGGGGCGUGGCUGGAGCCCAGUCAAAACAACGUUGGCGCCUAGCUGUCACGCCCAACUUGCGCCGGCAACGCCUUUGUCUCGCAUUUGCUUCGGACUCCCGUGCGCAGCUGCCUUUUAUUCCGGUACCUGUCAUCUGAAACCAGCACUAGCUCAUUCACCGAAGUCAUACUUUGCCACGGCCACAUCAACUGCAGCAAUGUCAGUGGAUCUGACUACUGCAAUCGUUGCUUUUACCAUAGACCUCUACAAGCAACUUCUUUCAGAGAGUGAUGGAACAAAGAACAUUGUCGUCUCCCCAUUCAGCAUCGCAGCUGCUUUGUCAAUGACUCUUGCAGGUGCCAAAGAGCACACUGCUACUGAAAUCACCAAUGCCUUGCACACAAAUGAUGAUUUGAUCCAUGCACAGUUUUCCGAAUUCUUUGCCAAAGUUGAAACUUAUGCACCUGAUGUGAUGUUGAAUGUUGCAAAUCGCCUGUACUCAGAAAAGACGUUCAUGGUCCUGGAAGACUACCUAUCCACAUUGAAGAAAUAUUACAACAGCACUGUGAUGCCGGUUGAUUUCAAGAAUGAUGCUGAAGCAGCCAGACUUGCAAUGAAUGCCUGGGUAGAAGAAACCACGAAGUCAAAGAUCAAGGACCUUCUUCCCAAUGGUGUUGUGGAUUCUGACACUGCGCUUGUGUUGAUCAAUGCCAUUUACUUCAAGGGUCUGUGGAAAGAUCAGUUCAACCCCAAGGCAACUACCCUGCAGGAGUUUUACAGAUCCAAAGAAACAGUUAAGGAGGUCCACAUGAUGUACAAGCAGUCACACUUUAAGAUCAACACCAAAUGCACAGACUUGAAUGCUGAUGCAAUUGAAAUCCCAUACAAAGGUGGCAAGACGUCUAUGGUGAUCAUUCUGCCCCAUGAAGUUGACGGCCUUCCAGAUCUGGAGGCAACGCUUACGCCGUCAAAGCUGUUGGACGUCCUGAAUGGUCUCGAUUCAAAAAUGGUCGGUCUCAGUCUCCCACGAUUCAGAAUUGAGUACAGCGUAAACUUAAAGAAAACACUUAAUGUGAUGGGCAUAAGAGACUUGUUCACUAACAAGGCAGAUCUGUCAGGAAUAGAUGGGAAAAAAGACCUCAUGGUCUCAGCUGCUGUUCACAAAGCCUUUGUGGAGGUUAACGAGGAAGGCACAGAGGCAGCAGCUGCUACAGCGAUGGUGAUAAGGAAAAAGUGUGCUGUCAGGGCCAUUCAUUUCACAGUUGACCACCCGUUCAUGUUCUUCAUUCGAAGUCAUGACCCGGAUGUCAUUCUUUUUGCAGGCUCAGUACGAGAUGUAUAGCAGUUUAGGGGAGCUGGAUGUUCAAAGAUUUGUCCAGUGAUUGUCAGUGCAUUAUGAGAGGUGUAACCAGACUGUGUAAUAAUACUCUGCAGUCAGGGGCAUCGUCAUGUGCAUCAUGAAGGGCUCUGUAGUGGCUCCUCGACUAUAGCUUUCUGGUGCUGAGUGCAGGAUGAUGGUUUCAAUUGCUUUUUAUGGAGGCCGCAUACUGAAUUGGGCCGAAUGCAAAGGACACUUAUGUAGCAGGCUUUAUGUGCAAGAAUGUAAGAAAACACCUUCGCAUAUAUCUGUGCAGGAGAACACUGCAGUACUGCAGUUCCUGAAGUCGACAGACAUUAGAUAGCAACUGUGGUUCUGCUGUGCAUCUAAACAAAGUGACGCGUGAGCGCAGAGUGGCACCAGUGCCCAGUGAAAGUUGGCCAUGCUCUCUAGGAUUGAAACUUCGACGAGUUGAUGCAUAAACUUCUACGUACAUAGCACACAAGGACGAAACAUGUCAUCAUUGUGUGCACUGUACAAAGACGCUUUUGCUCUAGCAAUAAGUGUUUUCUCUCCUUAAUUUCUUUCUUUUUGUCGUCUAACCUUCUUUUCCCUGCGUACGAUAGCAAGCAGGAGGUGUGUGUGGUUGAUAUCUCUGUCUUUUCUUCAUCUUUCUCUCUCUCUCUUUCACGGUUUCAUGACGAGAAAUGACAAGCACUGCUGCAAUAUGUUUUUGCACGAGUCAUAAUUACAUACACGCUACUCCAGUGUGAAGUGUUAUUGAAGUGCUUUCUGAAUGAUGGUAGCUUGUUUUAUAUGGUAUCAUGCGGAAGUUGCGAUGUUGUCACAGCGGAACCUUUUUGUGCAAUAUUCGGCCAUUGCAGAGUGUGCAUUAGGUAGCGAGAUAUGCUAUGUGUCCUGAACACCACUGCAUCACGAUCUAUCAGUCCAGGCCUCAAUUUCAAUAUCUCAAUGUUGUUGCUGCUUUUUUUUAUAAAUCUGUGGCCUUUCAUUGUACUGCCAAUGCAUUUGGGACAUUCUGAGCAGGCAUGGUCCAGCAUCAGUGUCGAUAGCUAUUAAUAUUUGUAGUUUGUUCAUAGAUGACUCGUUUGUGCUUUCAUUACUGUUAAGUUUCUUAACACACGUCUAGAAUAAAGUAAAGAGUAAAUGCAGAGUGGUCCAUUUUUCUGAUUCAUUCACUAAAGAUGGUGAAAAUAUGUGUGCUUUUCAAAUGUCAGUGAUCUAUAGACACCUCUUACAUUGAGUUUACUAAUCGUGCCUAUAACUUUAUUAUCUUUUAGUACUGUUUCAAUCAAAGGUGAGAACCAGCUGUUCAUUUGUCUAGCAGUUGUAUGCUUUCUGGGAUGUGCUAUUUCCAGUAAAAUAAAGUUUAAGUGCCUGCGUAUGUACUGCUGAAAAUCGAAAAAUUGACUGUGGUGCUUAAAUGAUCAGGCUUUUUUUUUGUACCUUGAUGCAUGUUCACAGUGGAUCUUUGGUGGACAUGUUCUGAAAACUUGAUAGCAUCAGCUGUGCAGAUUAUCAGCUGUAGAAGGGGCGUGCAUUUUUGGGGGUCUCAGUUGAAAACGAUAAUGCACCUUAAAAUGUGGAUCAGUAAUCUUUUGUAGUUUGGUGUUCAUCUUUAAAUUCAUGGUGUGUUUUGUGCAGUAUUUUACAUACCUGUUGUCAGCUAUGAACAGCACGUUCUGAACAUUUCGUGAGGCUGGCUACUUGUUUUGGUUACUGCAUGUUGGUUAUAUUACACUGCUGCUGAUGUGCUCCCAGCAUGUCAGAGUUGAGAUUCUCUGAGCCAUAUUUGUUGUUUGUACUAUUGGGCUAUGCUUCAAAAUGUUUUUAUACUUGAUUAUACUGUUGCUCGUGUUUGUUUUAAUCAUGACAGAAUAAAAUGCUUGUUGCUUG
This is a messenger RNA of Dermacentor silvarum, 3384 nucleotides long. RefSeq names its product leukocyte elastase inhibitor A. Lineage: Eukaryota; Metazoa; Arthropoda; Arachnida; Ixodida; Ixodidae. Gene Ontology annotation, molecular function: serine-type endopeptidase inhibitor activity. The record is from RefSeq and is a predicted model, not a curated record. The transcript has 2 exons. The coding region runs from base 112 to 1491 and encodes 459 amino acids.